This is a messenger RNA of Fraxinus pennsylvanica, 1509 nucleotides long. The record is from the annotation of a GenBank genome assembly. NCBI's taxonomy places the organism in Eukaryota, Viridiplantae, Streptophyta, Magnoliopsida, Lamiales, Oleaceae.
AUGAUCGCCGCCUUCCUCUUCAUCCUUUCUUUAUUCUCUGCCCUCUCCCCUUCCCAUUCUCAACGCCCCACAGAUAUACGUAUUGAUUGUGGCGCCACCGAAAAGUCCACGAUCGACGGCAUAGAAUGGCUGCCGGACACCGGCUACAUAUCCUCGGGGACUCCGAAGAACGUUAUGACAAAGGAUCUACUCCAAACUCUUGCCACUGUCCGCACGUUUCCCUUGAAAAACAACCUUUUCAAGAAGUUCUGCUACGAAAUUCAGGUAGUACUAGGUCGUACGACGAAAUACAUGGUGAGGACUACAUAUUUCUAUGGUGGAAUUGGUGGUGAUAGCAACCCACGGCCACCGGUGUUCGAUCAGAUAGUUGAUGGGACAUUAUGGGCCGUGGUGAAUACAACAGAGGAUUAUAUGAAUGGAAAUUCUGCAUAUUAUGAAGGAAUUUUUAAGCCUACUGGGAAGAAUUUGAGUGUGUGUUUGGCUGCUAAUACAUUUACAGACUCAGAUCCUUUUAUUUCUUCUCUGGAGGUUGUGCCUUUGUGGGAUCAGUUGUACAAUUCCACAGACUUCAAUACUUAUGCUUUGAGUUUAGUUGCAAGGCACAGUUUCGGGUUCAGUGGAUCGAUAAUAAAAUAUCCUGAUGAUCAAUUUGAUCGUUAUUGGGAGCCAUUUGGAGAGAGUAAUUCUCCCUCGUUGAGUUCUGAAAAUGUUUCUGUUUCCGGUAUCUGGAAUGUACCGCCGGUGAGAGUGUUUACGACACGAUUGGCAAAAGAGCAGCCAGAACCCCUGGUGUUAAUGUGGCCUCCAGCAUCUCUCCCUAACUCGACAUAUUACAUCGCUCUUUAUUUUGCAGAUGAUCGUGUUUCAACGAGCUCAAGAAUGUUGGACAUAACCAUAAAUGGGAUAACUUAUUAUAAUAACCUCAGUCUGACUCCAACUGGUGUUGUUGUCUUUGCAAGCCAGUGGCCUCUUUCUGGUUUGACAAAUUUAACGUUAACUCCUUCGACUGGAUCAAAUAUUGGUCCUCUAAUCAAUGCAGGAGAGGUUUUUCAAAUGCUGACAGUUGGAGGAAAAACUCUAGCACGUGACGUUGUUGCUAUAGAAAGCUUGAAACAAAGUUUCCACAACCCACCGGUUGAUUGGAAUGGUGAUCCGUGUUUACCCCGUCAAUACUCAUGGACUGGAGUUACUUGCUCAGAAGGACCCCGAAUUCGUAUAGUAACCUUAAACCUGACGGGCAUGGGUCUUUCAGGAUUGAUCUCGCCAAAUAUUUCCAAGAUGACGGCAUUGACGACCAUUUCAUUAAAGGGAUUGGAAAUUUUGCAUUUGGAAGACAAUCGGCUUGGUGGACAGAUUGCCUCAUUGCUGGGAAACUUGAAAAACUUGCGUGAGCUUUUCGUAUAUAACAAUAAUCUGACCGGCCAAGUACCAAGCAACAUUGCUGGAAAACCCGGAUUGAACCUUAGGGUUACUCCUGGGAAUCCCUUUUUGAUACUGCCACAGUCAUGA